Molecule: messenger RNA, 405 nt
Organism: Ectocarpus sp. CCAP 1310/34
Lineage: Eukaryota; Phaeophyceae; Ectocarpales; Ectocarpaceae
Source: the annotation of a GenBank genome assembly
AUGGCGUCGCCUUCUUCUUCUGUGUUUAACUCUCUCCAGGUGUGCGACUUCCACGGACGUGCGGUGGCACACCCGCAGGAAUCAGUCGAUUCUUCAGCCUUGGCGGCGUGCUUCAUGUCCGGCAGCCUCGAGCAGCACCUCGUCUUCACGGGAUUGGUCGGGGCCGGCCCUGACUUGGAUUAUCUGACCACCACCGUCUACUUCUCGAUCAACUCUGGGCGCCCGCUCGCGAGAGCCGCCGGUCCAAUGCAGGUGGGGGAGGACGAGCGCGUCUACGUGGCCGUGAAAUUCCCUACCAUGAACGAGCUCUGGCCGGAGAUCUACCAAAACGUCGCCGUUGAGGUGGUGCAGGUGCGCUUGUUUCCUUCUAUUCUUUUCUUGUCCGUCAACGGAAUGAAUGCGUAG